This is a messenger RNA of Fusarium fujikuroi IMI 58289, 2637 nucleotides long. Its product is annotated as related to hook3 protein. Gene Ontology annotation, biological process: cytoplasmic microtubule organization; cytoskeleton-dependent intracellular transport. The transcript has 5 exons. Gene Ontology annotation, cellular component: centrosome; cytoplasm. The record is from RefSeq and is a predicted model, not a curated record. NCBI's taxonomy places the organism in Eukaryota, Fungi, Ascomycota, Sordariomycetes, Hypocreales, Nectriaceae. The coding region runs from base 1 to 2637 and encodes 878 amino acids. Gene Ontology annotation, molecular function: microtubule binding; dynein light intermediate chain binding.
AUGCCAGGCUAUAGUGCCAACGCGCAGGCUGCGCUCAUCAAGGCCGUAAGUGUCUUCGAGGAAGAGCCCUCACCGUCUUCUAGCUCCAGUCUGACCGAAGAUGCCCCUCAGAUCAAACGAGUCUUCGAGCCGAAACGCAUGGUAGAAUCAGUCGAGGACCUCAUCGACGGUGUCACCCUUGGUCUAAUUCUACAUCAACUGGAUCCUAGCUUUGACACGUCCGCCCUCGAGACAAAUUCCAACACAUCCCGCUAUUUGACAAACAAGCGCAACAUUCAGAGCAUCUACAAGGGUCUCUUCCGCUACAUUCGACGAGCAGUUCCCGAGCUUGCUUGUCAGGCAAAAAAGUUCGACUAUCAUGCAAUCGCUGAGAAUCCCGAUGCUCAAGGCAUCAGUCAGCUCUUGGCUGUCAUGUUGGGAGUGGCCGCACUAGGUCCCGAAGCCCAGCAUUAUAUUCCUCGGAUAACAGGUCUCGACAAACACACUCAGGCAGAGAUUAUGCAAAUAAUCCAGACAAUACAACAGGAUAUUAACAGCUCACAAGGCGACGACGAUGUGGAUGAAGCCAUCGACGCUGUUAUGGAGGCGCGAGACAUUGAUCUACUCGUUGAAGAGCAGAAUGCAGCCUUGCGGUCGCAACUUGACUUAACAAAGAGACAACUGUCAGAUUAUAUCACCAGGCUUGAUCAUUUACAAACAAGUCACGAAGAGCUCCGGUUUGAUAAAGAGAAGAACGACCGAGAGCUGGAGGUCUUGCGGAAGGCCACUAUAGAUGGUGCUAACAAUGCCGAGAUGAUCAAAAACCUAGAGAUUCAGGUGCAUGACCAGAUGGAACUCAUUGCUAGACAUGAGGAAACAAUACGAAGAGACGAGCGCAUCAAGUCGCAACUCGAAGCUGAAGUCCUCAAAUUGACAGAAAAAUGCAAAGAGGCAGAAGAGCUUCGCGACCAAGCAACGGAAUGGAAACACAAAGCUGAGGAUCUCGAGAAGAAGGCCAAUACUGCAGAGCGGUAUAAGCAGAAACUCGAGUCCCAGCAACAUCUCGUCAAGGAGGUGCAAAACCUACAAUAUGAGAAAACGGAGUUACAAGAUCAAAUUAAAAUCCUACUAGAAGAUCAAGAUAGGGGGAAUCGGACGAGGAAAGCAGAGGAUGAGUUGACCAAGAUGAUUACUCAAUCCGAGCAGCAUCUUUGGGACGAACGCAGCCAAAAGAACCAGCUGAUGAAGGACAUCGCAGCACUGGAGGACGAGGUGAUUCGCUUGAGGGCACGUCAAAGCCACGAUGAGAACUUCAUCAAGGAUCUCCAGGAGCAACUAGAGAGUGGAGGAGCCGCACAAAGCGCAGAACCCGGCGCGUUAGGUCUGACAGGAAAUCUCGAGGAUGAACUUAACGAUGCAGCUACCGAGGACGGCCAACCUAGCCAAGUUAACCUGCCCCUAGAACUAUCUCGCCUAAAGGCCGAGAACGAUUUGCUGCGUAGCACAGUCGGCUCUGGGGAUACCGCGCCACUACGCCGAGAGCUGGACGAAGAGAAGCGACAACGUGCUCACCUUCAAAAGAACUAUAACGACAUUUUCGAAAAGCAUGCUGUUUUGCAUGAUCAAAUGGAGGCUCUGAUCAACAACAUGACCGGCGAAGGGUUAGUCAAAGCAAUUGAUGAAGCCGGUACUCCUGAUGGGAAUCAGAUACUUACUUCGGAUUACUACAGGACCAAGGCCUUUCUCAACAUUAAACAGUCAUUAUUGCAGUGCGAAUUCGAACUCGAACAGUCGAAGAAGAGGGAGAAGGACCUCUCCGUUCAGGUGGCAGAUCAAGGCCGCGAACUUCUUGCUGCUAAGGCUCAGCUCUCGGCUCUCGACAAAGAAGGGGCAGAUGCUCUUAAGGAGCUCAAGAGCGCUGAUGUUACCAUCAUCUCGUCCCUCAAGUCUGAGCUCGACUACACAAGAGAGCAGCUCAGCUACACUAUUGCCGAGAGAGAUGCGCAGCAAACCCAGCUCGUCGAUGCUCUCCUUACCAAGGAUAAGCUGCGUAAGGAGGUGGAAGAGGGCCGGGAGCUGCAAGACAUCAAUGGCACAGGCGAUGCACCACCUGACCCCAGCAAGAAGGGUGAGCUGAUUGAGAAGCUGCGUGCCCGCCUCAGAGAAAUCCGCGAGGUGAGUCCAUUUUUUGAUGCAAUUGUUAAUGGUGAUGGGGAAGACCUAGUGGUCUCAGACAAAGAUAGCCAGAUGUCGUUAGAAGACGAUGCCGCUUGGCCUUUGAAUCCCACAUUUGCAGGUGGUCGACCGAGUUUAUCGCUAGAUCCCAUUGGAACUGAGAUCCCGAGACCUGCUUCUGCACUACUACCCCUGCGUCCCCUCCAGCGAGGGCAACAACUUGAACGAUCGGAGACGGACAGAAUCGACCUACAACGUAAACUCAAGGCUGCACACGAUGGCGAGGCUGUGGCUGCACAAAAGGCCGCGAGCGAUCAAAUUAUCCGGAACCUUGAAAGAGAAAACGCUCUCAUCUCAUCAGCAUGGUAUGAUCUUACGAGCCGGCUUCAGAGCAACCAUGUCGUUUUGCAAAGGCGGCACGAAGCUCCGCGGAGCUGGCUUAACAAGCAGAGGCAGAUGGUCAAUGCGACCCCGAAGCGAUAG